GAGACGAGACGGCCAGCAUCAGCAAGGGGAGGAGGGGUUUACGGCGGCGGCGGCGGCCAUGGUGGCGGCGCUGCGACUCCUGCGGAGGAGUCUGCGAUCGAGCGAGGCAACGCCUCGGUUUUUAUCGGCUUCUCAAAAUUUGGUUCAACGAGUUGCAUAUAACACCAGAGUUGUCGAUGUUGGGCAACCAACACCCCAAUCACAUCCUGAGUUAUUAGCUGAAGGAGAGAUUACACCAGGUAUCACUAGCGAUGAGUACAUCUCCAGAAGAAAAAAGCUUUUGGAGGUUCUGCCUGAGAAGAGCUUGGCCAUUAUUGCGUCUGCAGAGCCGCAGAUGAUGACUGAUGUAGUGCCAUAUCCAUUCAGACAGAAUGGUGAAUAUCUGUACAUUACAGGUUGUGCACAACCUGGUGGUGUGGCAGUUUUAAGUGAGGGAACUGGUUUAUGUAUGUUCAUGCCGGAUACAAGUAAGCAGGAUGUAGUUUGGCAAGGUCAGACGGCUGGAGUUGAGGCAGCUGAGAAUUUCUUCAAGGCGGACAAAGCAUUUCCACUUAGUGAGAUGCAAAAGAUCCUCCCUGAAAUGGUUGAGCAGUCAAAAGUGGUAUAUCAUAAUGUAAAGACGCUUUCGCCAUCUUAUAAGAACUUGGAAUGCUUCCGUAGGGCAUUACUCAACAAUAAAGUAAAAGAUAUUGCAUAUUACACUGAUGAACUGCGGUGGAUCAAGUCAAAAUCAGAAAUUGGGUUGAUGCGAGAAUCAGCAGCUAUUGUUUCUCAGUCUCUUUUACAGACGAUGUUGCUAUCAAGGACCCACAGGGAGGAAAGCCAGCUGGCAGCUAAGAUUGAGUAUGAGUGCAAAAUGAGGGGUGCCCAGAGAAUGGCGUUCCAUCCUGUAGUUGGUGGUGGAGCAAAUGGCAGUGUUAUACACUACUCAAGAAACGAUGGAAGGGUCAAAUCAGGUGAACUACUGCUCAUGGAUGUUGGCUGUGAGUAUCAUGGCUACCUUAGUGACCUGACUCGAACAUGGCCACCCUGUGGCAGGUUUUCACCUGCUCAGGAAGAACUAUACAGCCUGAUACUGGAGACAAACAAGGAAUGCAUAAAGCUUUGUAAACCAGGUGCAAGCAUUAACGAGAUACAUGAUCAUUCGGUAAGGAUGUUGAUUAAGGGUUUCCAAGAACUUGGAAUUUUAGAGAAGGGAAAAUCUAUCCAAUACAAUUAUUUGAAUCCAACAGCAAUAGGUCAUUCGUUAGGAAUGGAUAUUCAUGAUUCUGUCAAGCUUAGCAAGGACAAGCCCUUGGAGCCAGGCGUUAUAAUAACUAUCGAGCCUGGGGUUUACAUCCCACCGGUGCCGAUCCUGAAAGAGAAUGCCCCGGAUAGGUACCGGGGCAUCGGAAUCAGGAUAGAGGAUGAGGUCCUCAUCACCGAGUCCGGCCACGAGGUCCUAACGGCGUCGGUGCCGAAGGAGAUCUCUCACAUAACCACCCUUAUGAACAUGGGAAGUAGUAGUAACUCCAUGAUGGAUGCCCAUGAGCUGAGAGCUGCCUCCUACAGUUGAGAAGUUCAGACAAUGCUGUCUGGAUUUGAUCUUCCCUAUUCCCACCGGGGAUCUUCACAUCCAAUUCCGGUUGACAUUCAUUCUUCAUCAAACCUGGGAGAUGAACCGGGACUAUCAGGCCUCAACUGGUAAAUAAAAACUGAACCGCCAUAUUUGUCUCAGGGUGGGACGGAUUUUUCACUGGUUUUCAUGAGAAAAACCAACCGUUUUCAGUGUUUGCAAAUAUUUUUUGAGUUAUGUCAGAACCGAAAUUUGUAACAUACUAUCAGAUGAUGUACAAAUUCAGACGGUCACAGAAUCAAAAGCGUGAACACAGAAACAAAAGCACGAAAUUUAUGGUUUAAAGAGACCCAUUUUCUGUC
This is a messenger RNA of Oryza brachyantha (malo sina), 1917 nucleotides long. RefSeq names its product intermediate cleaving peptidase 55, mitochondrial. The record is from RefSeq and is a predicted model, not a curated record. Lineage: Eukaryota; Viridiplantae; Streptophyta; Magnoliopsida; Poales; Poaceae. Gene Ontology annotation, molecular function: metalloaminopeptidase activity; manganese ion binding. The coding region runs from base 59 to 1555 and encodes 498 amino acids. Gene Ontology annotation, cellular component: mitochondrion. The transcript is spliced from 13 exons.